UCCUGAACAGUGGAAAGCUUGGUAUGAGGAAAGACUCGAUGGCAGGAAACACCUCCCAUCUCAGCAUCCACCAGAGCACCUCAAUAUAUUCCAUAUGGUUCGAUAUCGUCAAAGAGCUGGAAUACGCAUUCGAAUUAUCCAGGUUCAUGGGUUGAACGGAGAUGGCUUUUAUGUGAAUGGUUUUGCCAGAAUCCUUAAAGGAGGCAGUACAUUGCGAAUGCCUGAGAUAGCAGAAUUCAAUGAGAAAUUCUUGACCCGUAAGCAUGAUUUUUCCAGCCUUCAGAGAUCACCGUGCUGGAUAGAUCCAUCUCAGGUGUUACAUCCAACCUGGGAUAUCCACAGUGUGCUGCUAGUCCAGAUAUUUGGCAUCAAUGUUAUUUACACUCCUGAUCAUCGUGGUCAAGAACCAGGACAGGUCACAUCACGUUCAGGAAGAGAGCCAGACCAAGAUGAUUUGUUACAGUUUGGAUGGUCAGCAAUCCCUCUUUUUCACGGCCCCUAUGUGAAGACAGGAGUGCAUAAUGCUCCACUGUUUCAAGGCUCUCCUCAUGCUAAAUUUCUGGAUUAUGUGAUUUCACAUCCUGUGAAAUCUGUCAUGGAAGAAUGUCUGCACAAAAAAUGGUUGAAACUCACAAAAGAAUACAGCAGUAUUGCAGUAGAAGUGUGUGAUGGCCAUUACUUUGAUGAUGAACACUUUGAUUUGCCAGUUAUUAAUGAUCUUCUCGCAGUAGAUAAACAGAAUAAAUUUCUGAAGGUGCAAUCUAACCGGAAGGGAAAAGACAUGACCCAACUUGUCCUGCAGAGAUUGGAUCAGAGAAUCCAGAAAGUUGGAAGAAAUCACCCAGAUUAUGAACGCGAGGAACAAUUCUUUGAAGAAGCAAUGGCAGAGACGUUCUAUGGGCUCAUGGAGUCAGCACUAAUGACGGCAGGAUAUGGACCUCUCUGAACAAUAACCAGAUGGAGUAAGGUUUCUACAGUUGUGAAAGCAGCAAAUGUAAACUUCAUGGCCUGAAAGGGAUUAGCAACCACCAUGUAAAUUAUUCUUUUAUUAUACUGCAACUCGGACAUUUUUACCUACAAAGCUUUUCUCUGAAGAGGCCAUGAUGUUUCAGCUCCAGUUUUUAUUUUAUUUGACAAAAGUUUGAGUGAAAAUUUUACAAGCAAAACAAGCAUUAACUUACUCAGAACAGAAAAUAAAAUACUGCAAAUGCUGAACAUCUGAAAUAAAAGCAGAAAAUCCUGGAAAUACUCAGCAGUACAAGCAGUAAUAAUGGAGAGAAAAACAGAAUUAACGUUUCGGAAUAAUGAUCUUUCAUGAAAACUCAUGAGGUCCUACUACCUGCUUUGAGGCAAUGGCCAUUGAUUUUUAUGAGACAAUUUUUACCGAAUAAACCCAUCAUGAAAGCCAAAUGCUUGGCAUAAUCUUUGUUUUAAGCUCUGCCUGAUAUUACUUGUGAUGUGAUGGGGAAGGAGGGUGGGUGAGGUUAGCAGUGGGGGUGGGACAGGGUAACAUUACUGGACAUAGUUACACACCAUUCUGUUGAUUUCACUCUGAAAGAGAUAAAAAAAAUAACCAUUUUGAGCUGCUGAAGAAAUCAAACUGAAAAAGUAACAGGAAGGGUGGACAUUGCAAGAUGGUACUUUUAUUACUUUCUAUGUUAUAACUAUGUUGGAAAUAUUUUCAUUGGAAAUUUCCAGGAUACAGGAACUGAUGGAAGUUGAGAUGAUGAGGAGUUAUGACAACUCAAGCCUGUAAACGGACCAUAAAGAAAAUGCACAGUAGAACAAAACAGUAAUUAUGUAUAGACUUGCACAUGUGGUCAAACUAAUACAUUGGAUGGCCUUGGCAUAUUUUUUUUUAAUUAAUUUCCCAAGCCAAGUUUCCUGCUGUGCUAAUGUAUAUGCUCAACUUUUGGUGGACCUGUUUAAACGAGUGGGAGGAAAAUCAAGUAGAUUCCUUUACAGCCUUCAAAACCAUCUACUUUUUCAGAUAUUCACUUCACCCAAAUAAUUCAAUGAAUUUGGAUGCCAAUCAAAUAGAAUCUCCUCACAAUGGUGGUUAUGGGGGAGGCAUGAAUGCAACAUGCAUACUUGCUGGAAGCUAAAUUGGACUGUAUAAGAUUGUCCUAUUACCAUUUCUGCUUGGAGGCAAACCUUCCAAAAUAAUUCUCCGUGGCUCUUUAAGAGAGAAAAAGAAGAAAGUGCCAUUCUUAAUUUUCAUAGAAAUCCAGUUUUAUAAGGUGCUUGUUCUCCGUUUCCCUCUUGUAAAGUCUUGGGCACAGUAAUUGCCUCUUAAUUGUUGCCAGUGUGAGAAGGAUAUGUGUUUCAUUGACUGGGGAAGCAAAAUGCAUAGGCUGAGUAGAGAGAUAAACCUCACUGGAAGCAAAAUAGGAUAAUUAAAAAAAAGGUAAAUCUCUGAAAAAAUACUUUCAUGUCCCUGAAACCUCUCUGUGGCAUUCUAUUGCUGAGCCCAAUAUCCAACUGUAUUCUGAAUGUCCAGCAUUCUGCGUGAUGGAAGUUAUUUCAGAAACCUAUCACCCAAGCUCCUUUUAGUUUUUACUACUUCAUAUUCAUUACCUGUUGUUCUAUUCUGUCUUUCUGAUUUCCCUUAUUUAAACCAUUUAAUAUUUUAGUUGUUGAAGAGAUCAAUUCUUAAAGCCUUUUUCUCACUCAUGCUCAGAAUCAUUUGUUUUGUUCUUGUGGUUGAAUGUCCUUUUAAGUAAGGAGAAUUAUGCAUGGCUGUACAUGUGGUCGAACUAAUGCAUUGGACAAUCUUGGCAUAUACUUUUUAAAUUCAUUUCCAAGAACAUGUUUUCUGCUGUGCUAAAGUUAAUGCUCAACUUAUUCUCGAUCAAUUUUUAAUUCAGCCUAUAGUUUUUCUUUACUGUAUAUAUAACGAGUAACAGUGAGUGGA
Messenger RNA from Amblyraja radiata (thorny skate), 2914 nucleotides. RefSeq lists its product as uncharacterized. The coding region runs from base 95 to 946 and encodes 283 amino acids. The transcript has 7 exons. The record is from RefSeq and is a predicted model, not a curated record. NCBI's taxonomy places the organism in Eukaryota, Metazoa, Chordata, Chondrichthyes, Rajiformes, Rajidae.